AUGGCUCAAUUGAAUUUACCACUUCAUAUAAUUGCUCAACCAAAAGUAUCACAUCGUGAAAGAUAUUUAUGUGAAAUAGAUCGUACUCGUAACCAAGCACAACGUUUUAUUCGUGCUGAAACUAAUCCGUAUCAUUUAGACUAUCCAACAGUAGAAAUACCGAACCACUGGGAUAGUCAAAGUUUAUAUAUUCGUGUAACUUUAGUCACUGUACCCAGCGAACAAGUGCCUGUAACAUGCAUACAUCCUUAUCCAAUUGAUACUUCAGAAUUAAAUGUUAUAAAAGAUGCAGUAAGAAAUACACUUUAUUUUCCAAUAUCAGAGGAAGAGUUAACGAAUGGUCGCAAGAGUUUUCGAAUUACUCGUAGAAAAUUAACUCUACCUGACUUAAGAAAUUAUGGACAAUUGCGUCUUUUGAAGGAAGAUGAAAAAGAUUUUCCACGUACAGAUAAUCCGCAUGAUGUUCGAAGAAUAAUCGAUAUUUAUCAAUUAGGAAAAUCGCAAUUACUUUUUUCUAUGGCUCAACUAGUUCAGGAUGAUCUAUUACCAAUUAUCUAUGACGUCACAUCUGUACUUUCUCAUAUAAUGACUGCUAUUAUAGCAACACAUAUAAAAAAUCCCGAAUCAUUUGUUAGAUGUGUACCAAAGAAAGGUCGUUGGAGUGGUGGUGAUAAUAUUUUAAUGGUUAUUCCAAAACUUGAUAAAAGAAAAACAUGUCAAGUAUAUUUUGAAGGUUCGUCAUCAAAUGAGAAAAGUCAGAUUAAUAUCGAAUUUGUUGAUAUGAAAACAAUUGCAUUUACAACUCCACCAUGUCCUAUACAAGCAUUUGGAAAUCAAAAUAUAGAAAUUCCAAUAGUUGUUAGUCAAAGUGGUGAAGAAAUUGCACGUGUUAAUUUUCUAUAUCAAUCAUGUGAUCGAUGUUCGAAUUGUGAUAUUGAUGCUAUGUUAGAAUCUUUCGACUCAUCAGACAGUGAUGAAUUAUCUUCAACAUUGGAUAUGUCUUUAGAUGAAGCUGAUUUUUCUCAAUCAUGA
Messenger RNA from Rotaria sordida, 1032 nucleotides. NCBI's taxonomy places the organism in Eukaryota, Metazoa, Rotifera, Eurotatoria, Philodinida, Philodinidae. The record is from the annotation of a GenBank genome assembly.